GUCGCCUUGAACCCUUUAUAUCUGCAUCUACUCUCAAGCCCUUCCAUUGUUCUCGGGAUUUCUUUCAAUUCCGCAGACCAAGCUCAAUCCAAUACCCCGCCAUGCCAAUCCGGCCCGCAACCCCAUCUGACGAGCCUGCCAUGGUCUCCGUCCUAGCCUCGGCCUUUUGGGAUGAUCCGCUUUGGGUCCUGAUACUCCCCCACCGCAACAAAUACCCAGAAGAUGUCAACUCGUAUUGGUCCGACCAGCUCCGUAAGAGCUGGUCCAAGCCCAAUGAAAGACAACUUGUUUCCACCGUCAAUGUUGAUGGGACGGAGAAAGUAGUGGGGGUAGCCGUCUGGCAGCGACAAGGCGAUGAUGCAGGAAAGCAAAAGGUGGAAGACGAGUGGGUUGAUGUUGGUUCAGAUGCUUUCCGCCCUCUCCCUGAUACUCCAAAUCGUGCCGUUGAUCCCAACAAGGUCAACAUUCUGGAAGAUUCCCACCCUUUCGCCGCGCACUUGUGGAGCGGUGAGCGAAGGAACAACUGGUAUCUCGUGCUCUGCGGCGUCCACCGGGACUACGCUGGCAAAGGGCUCGGACGAGAGCUUGUGCUUUGGGGCCUCGAGCGCGCCAGGGAGGAGAACGUGCACGCAAGCUGUGUCACAAGUCCGGGCACUGAAAGAUUCUAUCUACGAUGUGGGUUCGACGAGAUAGUGGGAAAUUGUAACGAAGGAGAAGGUAACCCAUUGAACGGUGUUGCAGGAGGGGAUGCGCUUUUCAUGUAUCCCAAGAAGAAGGAGGCAGGCAAUUGAGGGCUCUGCUGCCUUUAGCACAUUUUUGAAGCAACUCUUGACAUCU
Messenger RNA from Pyrenophora tritici-repentis Pt-1C-BFP, 837 nucleotides. Its product is annotated as acetyltransferase. The record is from RefSeq and is a predicted model, not a curated record. Gene Ontology annotation, molecular function: acyltransferase activity, transferring groups other than amino-acyl groups. Lineage: Eukaryota; Fungi; Ascomycota; Dothideomycetes; Pleosporales; Pleosporaceae.